This is a messenger RNA of Neoarthrinium moseri, 675 nucleotides long. RefSeq lists its product as uncharacterized. The record is from RefSeq and is a predicted model, not a curated record. The transcript is spliced from 4 exons. The coding region runs from base 1 to 675 and encodes 224 amino acids. NCBI's taxonomy places the organism in Eukaryota, Fungi, Ascomycota, Sordariomycetes, Amphisphaeriales, Apiosporaceae.
AUGUUGAAGAUAUGGUCCAUGAAAAAAGAGCAGCAGAAGGCGGAUAACGCCGACGCAGCUGCGGGCAAGAAGAAGAAGGUGACGGCCGCCCAACUUCGGGUCCAGAAAGAUCUGUCCGAGCUGUCCCUAGGCUCGACCAUGAAGACCGAGUUCCCCGACCCCGACGACAUCCUCAACUUUGUCCUCGCCAUCACGCCCGACGAAGGCUUGUACAACGGCGGCCGCUUCACCUUCACCUUCAACAUGAGCCAGAACUACCCCCACGAGCCGCCCAAGGUCCGCUGCCAGCAGAAGAUCUACCACCCCAACAUCGACCUGGAGGGCAAGGUCUGCCUGAACAUCCUGCGCGAGGACUGGAAGCCGGUGCUGAACCUGAACGCCGUUAUCGUCGGCCUUCAGUUCCUGUUCCUGGAGCCCAACGCGUCGGACCCGCUCAACAAGGAGGCGGCCGAGGACCUGCGGCAGAGCAGAGACAACUUCAGGCGGAACGUCAAGACGUCGAUGGGCGGCGGCUCGGUCAAGGGGAACCCAUACGACCGGGUGCUUGUGAACCACCACAGCUACUUUCACCCAUACUAUGACCAACGCGGUGGCUCCAGCGCCGGCCAAGAGGGCAAAGACUUCGAGGAGCACCAGGGCCGGCAAGACCAAGGCACCGUAGAAGGACGAGGAUGA